AUGGAGAUUGACUCCGAUAUUACCCGGCUUGAAAGAGGAGAACCUAACAAAGUGGACGACAACAUCCCUCAAGAGACAGGAGAAAGCGAAGCAACAAAUACAACAGAACAGAAAAGCGAAAACCCAGGGAAUGGUACUCCAGAGAUGAACCAACAAAGUAAAGACACUGGAACACUGGCUACGGAAAAUUCUACGAAAGAGACAAAUUUGCAUAGCGCAGAUAACGACGUCAACGACGUCAACCAAUUAUUUGUCUCCCAAACGCUACCUUUAGACAGCAAACAGUCCUCCAGUAAGGAAACGGCCCAAGAGCAUGUGUCAGACAACAAACGGUCCUCCGAUGGAGAAAUAGGACGACGUCCAAAGGACUUUGCGGACUUUAUCAUUGAUCUUACACAAGACGACGACUCUCCUAGCUUUUCCUUAGAAGAGGGAACAGUUCUGCUCAGGGCACGAGGUGGGAAACUUUCUCUCAACUCGAAAUUCUAUGAGAAGGCAUGCACCCAAGUGAAGAACUUUCGGGAUUGGGCUGGAAAAAACUUGGAUAUUGACUGGGAUGGAGAAGCACGGGAAGGUAGAGAUGAUCGAAGCCCCACUCCCUUAGAAGAAACGCCAGAGCCGGAAGAUAUCGCCCGAAAUACCGCAAGAAAGAACAACCCGGCACCAGCCGCAUCAAAUCCAGCUGCUUCAAACCAAGCUGCCUCAAACCAAGCUGCCUCAAACCAAGCUGCCUCAAACCAAGCUUCCUCAAACCAAGCUGCCUCAAACCAAGCUGCCUCAAACCAAGCUGCCUCAAACCAAGCUGCCUCAAACCAAGCUGCCUCAAACCAAGCUCCCUCAAACCAAGCUGCCUCAAACCAAGCUGCCUCAAACCAAGCUGCCUCAAACCAAACGGACUCGAACCGGGCUGCUGUGAAUUUGAACAGUUUAAAUAGAGGAAACCCGUCUUUAUCACAGGAUAACCAGGCUACAGCUUUGGGUGGGGAGGAUGAGGAAGAUCCGGAAUUGAUCAGCACAUUCUAUGAAGCAUUACUAGACAAGAAGGGGGUUGACUCUACAAUCCCAUGGAAAGAACUCCCUGAUGCACUGUUUGCAGAAUUUCAAGCUGCCGCCAAGAUAUACAUCAGACAUUUGAAAAAGCAGAAUAUCAGUGUUGCGGAUGACAUGGGCAUCGGAAAGGGGUUUAAAAAGGGAACCUUCUAUACCCCCGUUGCCUUAGCUGCCUGA
Messenger RNA from Penicillium brasilianum, 1227 nucleotides. The record is from the annotation of a GenBank genome assembly. Lineage: Eukaryota; Fungi; Ascomycota; Eurotiomycetes; Eurotiales; Aspergillaceae.